AUGACGGACUCGGGACUUCCUCCAGACCCCACGGCCAACGGAGAACCCCCAACCACCCAGGCUCAGCAGGACCCUGAGCAGGAGCCUCAGCAGGAGCCUCAGCAGGAGCCACAGCAGGAGCCACAGCAGGACGCCUUCACCAUGGACCAGGAGAUGAAGAUCACGGACAGCAUCGAGGACAGCGGUCUGUUGGAGAGCAGUAUGCGUCUGAAGCCUCAUGAGGCCCAGAACUACAGGAAGAAGGCUCUGUGGGUGUCCUGGUGA
Molecule: messenger RNA, 264 nt
Organism: Knipowitschia caucasica
Lineage: Eukaryota; Metazoa; Chordata; Actinopteri; Gobiiformes; Gobiidae
Source: the annotation of a GenBank genome assembly